CUUAAUAGUUUUAAAGCAAUUAUUAGAUCACAGGUACUGCAUUUAGAGAUGAAUACAUGGGUGCCGGGCUCAAAGGCAUUUCUACAUAAUGCACGUCUCCCUUGCAGACAAUAUACAUAGUGAGAAGCUCAAACUUAUAGUAGGUUUGAACUUAUAGUUAUUUGCUUUGGUUUUGUUUUGAGCUCCUUAUUUUCCACAAAGGGUUUAGUUUCAGUGAUCAAGUGUCCAUACUUUUAGUAAUUAUGACCCCACUGAGUUCCCAUAUUAGUCUAUAAUAUUAUCAUUGACUCAAUAUAACCUCAUUAGGAGUCAUAUACCAUACAACACAUUAAAUGAAAGCAUUUAAUUAAGAGCAACAUCUUGUUACAUUUCAGUGAUUGUAAUUCUAGCUAGAAUGAAAACCAGCAUACAAAGGUGACCCAUGAGUUUGGGAACCCCUUGAUUAGACCACAGAAAUUGAUUUUAUGUAGGAAUACAAGAACAGUCUUUUGUUUUCCAUUACUCAUAAAUCUUAUGAAUAAAUGUAGCUAAAAUGUCAGAUCACGUACAGUGCAGUCCUUAAAUACUAUGGAACAGGAACUGAUGAUGGUGCAGAACAGACCUUUUUUCUUGCUUUGGCUCUGUACUCCACAAUUUUAGACUUGUAAUCAAACUAUUCGGAUGUGGUUAAAGUGCAUAUUCUUGGCUUUUCUUAAAGGAUAGUUUUAAUACAUUUUGGCUUCACCAUAGAAAUUACAGCACUUUUUAUACAUAGUCGCCCAUUUCAGGGUACCAUAAUGUUUGGGACAAAUGGCUUCACAGGUGUUUCUCAUUAGUCAGGUGUGUUUGAUUGCUUCCUUAGUACAGGUAUUAGAGUGUUUUCAGUAUCUAGUCUUGAUUCCAUGCUUUUGAUUGCCUCUGGAGUCUGUUAAUGAGACUGACACAUAAGAAGAAAACAAUACCAUGUUUGGUAAUAUAAUAACAAAACAGCCAUUAUGGUUUGUUUUCAUAAAUUAGUUAAGGCAUAGAGCAAUACUGUACAAGAACUGUCGAUCAGUUUCAUAAUUACAUACCAAGGUAUUUCAUUAAUUCAUUAUUCCAAUUAAUUUAUGUUCGAUAAAUGAAUGAAUUACAGUUGUAUACUGCGCAUGUACGUAUCUGGUUAAAACGUUAUUGCGGCGCAAAGGAGUCAACCUUCAAAGUGACCAUUGCGACAUUUUAAUUCUUACAACUGGAGAGUGUGCAGUAUAUGAAAUGUAUACACUGAGAAAGGUGUCAUUGUAUAUUAAAAUAAAGGCUUAUACAAUUAUGUGAUGAUCCUUGUUUAAUGUUUUUUCCGAGUCAAUUUUCCAGACAGUUAAAAGUGCCCUCGAGAUGAUGGGGUGGGGGGGACGGGACGGUUGAUGACAGGACUCGAUUAAUGAUGAUGUUUCUAAUGCAUACAUUCGGCGCAUGCGCAGUAUGACACGAGCGGACAAGGGCACAGCAAGGGAAGAGUGACAUUCCUGCAACUUAGGAAACUUUAAAUUGACUGAUACCACCAUAGACAUACAGCAUCCUUAUACACAUAACCUACUGUAAGUGCUGUGUUAUUGUUAUUAGAUUGAUUGCUAUUUUGAGUGGUUUGGCCGCCUGAAUCGGAUUGCUGUUUCUCUGGAGCUGGCUAGCUAACUAGCCACAGGUAACUAACAGCAGGUUUAGAUAGAUAGCUAAUAGCACACAAACAUACUUGACAAGCUAACUUAAGCUAGCGAUUUUGCCUAUGAGUGUUCCGGUGUGUCAAGUUUAACAGCGAGUUAAUAUACCUGAGUUGUUGACACAUAAUCGUAUGUCUGUGACAAAUUAUCACGAUAGCAGCUGCUGCGCAGAUACAGUUGGGUAAUUAGCUAACUAAUAUUAGUUAGCUAAUUUAGCUAUCUAUCUUUUACUUAUGCCUAUCGUUUUAUAUUAUCUAUAUUUCUGAGUUUUAUUCAUGUGAAUCUUUUUUGUCUCUAAAGCUUAAGUGAUUCCAUGAAUUCAACAUUUUGUGUCUAGCACCUUGAGCAAGCUGUCAAACAACCGAUUGCUGUUACUCCUGUGACUGUGCGUGAGUGACUAAUUGCGUUAGUAGCUACUCGUGUUUGGUCGGUCAUGCGGUUCUUUAACUUUCUAUAGCUCUGGGGCCAGUCGAGAUGCUGUACAUUAGCUCAUCAGUAAAGGGUUGCAACGGUUGCUUUAUUAGCAGGUUGAUGUAGACGUAAUGUAGGCUAGCAAGUACGUUAAGGGAUUUAAAUGAUUACAGUUCUCCUGUAUAUCACAUGUAAAAAAAAGACAACAUUUUGUUGCUAACUACUGUACUGCUAUAUUUUUAUGUUUUCAUUAAGAUAGAAUGACAGAGCUUAUGCCGUUUCAUUGAAAACACAAUAUUACCUAAGUCAAAGUAACAAUAUAGUCAAAGCAAGUUUGUAGACAGAAAGAUGGGAAAAUCCGGGUGGGCUUUAAUUUCACCGAACAUCUUUGGAUUGCAAUCAUAGACUUAAAAUUUGUGGACCAAUCAGUGACUGGGGUUUCCCCCUGCCCCCCGCGCUGAAUGGCUGUAAGUAGAAGGGGCGCAGCGUUGUGGUUCACACGUGGGCGGAGCUUUGGCGGCAGCCCCGUUGUCCAGGGAGAGCGUUGGAAACUGCCUCAAGGAAAAUACCUGUUAAAAUCAAAUCAUGAUUUGUUUCCCAUUAGUCCUUUCCGGACCAUCAGCAACAUCUCAUCGGCCCUUGCCCCACUCAGUUGUACGUGCACUCAGACUGUCUGCCAGUCCACUGUCGACCCAUUGAUAACUCAUCGUAUCCCCAAAAUCAGACAGCCAAUUAAAGUCCCCUUUCGGGAAGAGACGGUCAGCUUGUGUGUGCUUCUGGGCCCUGGAGAUGGUGGGGGCCAGCGUACCCUCUUAGAGGUCCCUCUGUCACAGUUCACUGGGUUCAGUGAGCUCUUGCCAUCAAGACCCGCCAAGAGCAGCGAGUUUCCUUUCCCUUUAACGACUGUGGACGGAAGGAGAGAGGAUGACAUAAAUGUGAGAGGAGGAGAAAGAGGUGGCAAACGAGAGCCGACUGUGCAGGAGAAAGAGUCAUUUCGAAGCUUCUUUGAGAAGGAGAGUUGCCCCGCUCCUUUUGUGUGGGGAUCUUGCUUUUACUGCUUCCACUGUCCGGCUACACACAGCCUUUUAUGGUAUAUGGACAAGUCAAUGAGAAUAACUAGACUGGAGCCCCAGACAUCAGCCUUCUCUACACCAACGCCUGUCUCUUACUAUGCACACACAGUGACAGAAAGGGGCGAAGGAAUGGAUGAGAGAGAGAGGGAGAGGGAGGAGAAACUUGCUCUGAUGCAUGAGAAGAUGAGGCAUGAGUUGCCUAGGUUCUUUUUGAAGAGUCAUGACUACAGCAUGUAUUCCCCUGAUGUUGAGUUCAUCAAUGGACUUUUAAACAUCAAGACAAGGGGCCGGCUGCUGUACCAGCUGUCCCUGUCCCUGUGGAAGGUGCUGUGCGUGCUCUACUUUGCGGAUGUGCGGCUGGAGGUGCUGAAGCUGAGCAAGCACAGCGAGGACGGGACGAUACGAGCCCGCUGGAGGGUGAGCGGGCUGCCUUUCCACCUGCUCGUGCUUCGCUUCUACAGGAGAGACAAGAGCAGUCUCUACAGGUCUUACGAUGCCUUCUCUACCUUUUACCUGGGGUCUGAUGGGCUUGUCCACUGUCACAGAGUUGAUAAGGUCAUGCCAGCCCAGCCCCCAGUUUUGCCGCGAGUAACCUCAGCACUGACCGGGGCAUUGGUGGCCCUGGGACUGCAGGAGCACAGACCUGCCCUUAAUUUACUGCCCUUCCUCUUCUUUCAGGAUAGGGCUGGGGAGAUAGUGAGGAGAGGGGCAUACUGAACCUCCUGUAGAGAUUGUGUAAGAUUGUGUGUGUGCGUGCAUGUGCACGAGUGUGUGAGAGUGAGUGUGUGAGUGAGAUGAAGAGAGGCCGCUGCAUGUAGUGUUUUAAGAUGGAAGAGAACUAGGAUAACACACAGAGAUGUGUGCAUUUAUGAUGGUGUAGGAGAGAGAUAUUAUAUAUAAUAUGAUAUAUAGAGAUGCUUUGAGAAUACAUUCUGUCCUAAUGACCCGACUACUUUAUUUCCUUCAUUCAAAAUGAAUGCAGUUCAUUAUUUUCUCUUUUGGAAUGAAUGUUUUAUAUAGCCACUCUGUUGUCUCUUACUUUGUGGCUUUUUAUUUAAAAAUUAAGAUAAAUUAUUACAAUGAAAUAUAACCCUCAAAUGAGCAAGGUCCUUAUUUAUGUAUGUAUAACAUACAGGUGUAUAAGCAAUACCUAUAUAAUGUCUGUGUGUGUACCAUCUACCAUUCAUAAUUGCUUACUGAUUUAAGUUGUACAUACUGUUCAUCAGAAGAAAUACUCAGUCUUGUACCAUACUAUUACAUACUGUGUAAUGAAUGCAUCACUCAACAUUGUUCAGGUAUCAAACACAUCAUCUGCGUAGAGAAGCUUACAGACAGGCAAUUGAAGGUAAGCUCCAGCUAUAUGGUGAAGGAAUAAUUCAAUGGGAGCUUUAUAAACGUAACCAGCAAUGGCCAAUGAUUGUGGUUGAUGUUUACAGACUUUAAAAGCACAAAGUUUAAAUUUAAAAAUAAGUUUCAAAUUAAAGCACAGACCUUUUCUCAUAUAGCAUUGAUAUAGUUAUUUCUAUCAGGCAAAUUAUCUAUCAAUAAAAUAAUGUGCUUCUGACUGGCAAGAUGGGAUUAUUGGACUGACAAGUCAGUUGAACUUGAAGCUGCAAUAUGGACCUUGCUGCUUAUACAGUUGUCUGAUUCAACUCUUGUGACCUGUGGUUAAACUGUAGCCUGUAACUGUAUUCAAUAAUUUGACUUCAGCUAUGGGUGUUUACUGCUCUGUGGUGAAAUGUGUUUUGUUAUACUUUAUUUAUCUAGGUGAGACCCAAUAAUAAAAAUAAUAAUGUUCAGUGUGA
This is a messenger RNA of Anguilla anguilla (European eel), 4965 nucleotides long. RefSeq lists its product as uncharacterized. NCBI's taxonomy places the organism in Eukaryota, Metazoa, Chordata, Actinopteri, Anguilliformes, Anguillidae. The coding region runs from base 2549 to 3877 and encodes 442 amino acids. The record is from RefSeq and is a predicted model, not a curated record. The transcript has 6 exons.